Peromyscus californicus insignis is the source of this 927-nucleotide messenger RNA. RefSeq names its product charged multivesicular body protein 2A (gene Chmp2a). Gene Ontology annotation, cellular component: ESCRT III complex; multivesicular body. Gene Ontology annotation, biological process: protein transport; late endosome to vacuole transport; endosome transport via multivesicular body sorting pathway. The transcript has 6 exons. NCBI's taxonomy places the organism in Eukaryota, Metazoa, Chordata, Mammalia, Rodentia, Cricetidae. The record is from RefSeq and is a predicted model, not a curated record. The coding region runs from base 180 to 848 and encodes 222 amino acids.
CAUGUCGUUUAAUCCGGAAACGGCGGCGGCAGCAGAGGCUACCGAACCGAGGGGCUGUCGUUGUGGGGGCCCAAGGCUUCGGAAAGAAAGGGGCGUGACCCGGAAGCGGAAGCCCAUCGCUCUCUCGGCUCCGCUAGGUCUGACGUCUGCCUCAGAUCUGCUGGUGGAGUCCUACCACUAUGGACCUGUUGUUUGGGCGUCGGAAGACGCCAGAAGAACUACUUCGGCAAAACCAGAGAGCCCUGAACCGAGCCAUGAGGGAGCUGGACAGGGAGCGGCAGAAGCUAGAAACCCAAGAAAAGAAAAUCAUUGCAGACAUCAAAAAGAUGGCAAAGCAAGGCCAGAUGGACGCUGUUCGAAUCAUGGCGAAAGACCUGGUUCGUACCCGGAGAUAUGUUCGCAAGUUUGUGCUGAUGCGGGCCAACAUCCAGGCUGUGUCCCUCAAGAUACAGACUCUAAAAUCCAACAACUCAAUGGCACAAGCCAUGAAGGGUGUUACUAAGGCCAUGGGCACCAUGAACAGACAGCUCAAAUUACCCCAGAUUCAGAAGAUCAUGAUGGAGUUUGAACGGCAGGCAGAGAUCAUGGAUAUGAAGGAAGAAAUGAUGAAUGAUGCCAUCGAUGAUGCCAUGGGUGAUGAGGAGGACGAAGAGGAGAGUGAUGCUGUUGUGUCCCAAGUCCUGGAUGAGCUGGGACUGAGCCUCACAGAUGAGCUAUCAAACCUCCCCUCCACUGGUGGCUCACUCAGUGUGGCUGCUGGUGGGAAGAAAGCAGAGGCCACAGCCUCAGCCCUGGCUGAUGCUGAUGCAGACCUGGAAGAGAGGCUCAAGAACCUUCGCAGGGACUGAACAACUCUCCUCCAAAGGACGGACUCUAUGCCCAGGGCUUUCACCCUGUCCCCUCCACAAUAAAAAAAUUUGGACAUGA